This is a messenger RNA of Lampris incognitus (smalleye Pacific opah), 2112 nucleotides long. Its product is annotated as filensin. Gene Ontology annotation, biological process: lens fiber cell development. The coding region runs from base 1 to 2112 and encodes 703 amino acids. Gene Ontology annotation, cellular component: intermediate filament; cytoplasm. The record is from RefSeq and is a predicted model, not a curated record. Lineage: Eukaryota; Metazoa; Chordata; Actinopteri; Lampriformes; Lampridae. The transcript is spliced from 8 exons. Gene Ontology annotation, molecular function: structural constituent of eye lens.
AUGUUCAAGACCAGCUACCUGCGCGAGGUGCGCAAGGAGAAAUACGAGCGCGCCGAUGUCUUCGAAGAAGAACCCGAGGGCUAUGAAACUUCUGCGGGUGCCUCCGCCAUCCAGGGCUGGGAGAGCCUCCAGGAGCUCAACAGCCGCUUCGCCCGCUACAUCAACAGAGCACGCGUCCUGGAGCAGCGCAAUGCUGUGUUUCGCAAGCAGCUGGAGACCCUGCAGCGCAUGGAGGAGGCCAGUGGCCUAGAGGAGGCCUUCACAGAGCAGAUCGAGGUCAACAGGCAGCGCAUCCGGGAGCUGUCCUCUGACCACUCCAAGCUGGAACGUGAGCUCAAGGAUGCUUGCCGGAUGCUUGAUGAGUACACUAGCAAAUAUAGAAAUGAAUGUGAGUAUCAAGAACAGCUGCGCUGCACGCUGGAGCAACUAAAUAAGGAGGCUGACAGCGCUUUGCUUAGAAAUCUCGAGUACCAGAUCCAAUCCCAGUUCCUGCAGGAUGACAUCAACUCCACCAAAGACAGAUACAAGAAGAACCUAGCUGAGAUCCAGACCUAUGUCAACAUUCUGCACCAGAUCAACCAGACAACGCCCUUGGUUGCCAACGUGUCAGUGGGCAUCUCCGAGGAGCAAGAGAGGCUGCUUGCUCAGAGGAGGGUUCCAGCACUGCAGGGUCAACUGGAGGAGUACAAGAGUGCCCUCUGUCAGCUGCAGGCACAAAAACACCGCCUACAGACCGAGACCACAGUGCUGGAGCAAGCCAUCAAAAGCACACAGGAGAGCUACGACGACGAGAUCCAGAUGUAUAAUGAGCAAAUCGAGGCUCUGCGGAAAGAGAUCGAGGAGGCCGAGAGGUCCCUGGAGAAGUACACCAACGAGUGUCGCCACCUGGCCAUGUACCAGACCUCUUUGGAGAAUGAGCUGGAGAGGUACAAGAGGAUCAUUGAGAACGAAGACAACAGGUUGAAUUCAGCAAUAAUUGGCACGCCAAUUACCCUGUUCACCACUAAUUACCGCUACACUCACACGCCCGCAGCCCCGAGCAGGGGGAGAGACAUCACUCAGGCUAUCCAAGACAUUACCAGCAUCAAGCCUCGCCAGAAGAAUCUGGCCAAGAAGGUCCUGAAAAAGAAGGAGCUUACACCCAAAGAUGUGAUGGACAGCGGCCAGGACGAGAGAAAUGGAGGAGGAGCCAAUGGGGAGUUUGCAGAUGAGGAUAGGAGAGGGUGCCCAGGCGAGGAGGGACUGGAGGAACGGGUGAUCACAACAGAGCAGAGGCCCUUGUUCACUGGAGUCUCGCCCCAGGAUGUCCCUGACGGAGCUCAGAUCAGCAAGGCCUUUGACACGCUCUGCAACAUCGUCAGAGACCGAAUGAGAAAAUACAAGAAGCCCGAGCCCAUUGCUGACUUCUACACCAAGGGUCGCUACGUCCUCGUAACUGGGGACGGCAGCUACCCAGACCCCUGUUUUUGCACAUCCACACCGUCCGCCGGCCACGUCAUCGUCACUAUUAGAGAUGGGAUGGUGGCCCCCUGCGAGCCCCACGGACGCAGCAGCCCCCAACCCCAGCCCCCACCCCCUAAACCCGUGCCACUUCCCCUCCCCCUCAGCCCUACGCUGCCCUCUGCUGGAGAGGGAGGGAAGCAGGAUGAUAAGGGAGGGAAGGGGGAUGAUAAGGGAGGGAGAGGAAAGGACAGAGGAGGAGCAGAAGGAGGAGCAGGCACUAAAGGAAAGUCUAAGAAUGGAGAGCCUCUCCCUAAGUCCAAAGAUCCGAGUCCUGCCCCUAAAAUUCAUCCUUCUCCAGCACCAGGGCCCACUCCUGGCCACAGAGGCCACACUCCAGCCCCGCCUGCCACUGAUCCCUCUGGACCGAAGGGAAACAGAGACGACAACGGCCAGAGGGGGCCCCGCCCACCCAUGCCUGCCCCUCGCGGAGCCAGCACCAGCUCCAGCUCCAGCUCCAGCAGCUUUGGCCCAGACUCCAUGAGCUACGAGAAGGUGGAGGUGGUGGAGUCCGUGGAGAAAUUCUCCAACGACCGCAAAAUCAAAGGUUAUGAGGAGACCGCCAUGGUGGUAGAGACCAUGAUUGAGAAAACUAGCAAGAAGAAGCAAUGA